Messenger RNA from Magnolia sinica, 1362 nucleotides. RefSeq lists its product as uncharacterized. The transcript has 5 exons. Lineage: Eukaryota; Viridiplantae; Streptophyta; Magnoliopsida; Magnoliales; Magnoliaceae. The coding region runs from base 44 to 712 and encodes 222 amino acids. The record is from RefSeq and is a predicted model, not a curated record.
UCUCUCUCUCUGACUCUCUCUCUCUCUCUCUGAGAAAACGGCGAUGCAAGCGGUUUUCUAUCAUCGUCAUCAUCAUGGCAUGACAUUGCCGUCGAUUUCCAUUCCAUUCUCUGUGUUUUUGCAAUUCAACGGCAAAAACGAAUCAAGGAAGAAGAGAAUCGUGGGAAACAGAUCUGUCCGUGCAUCAUCAUCAUCAUCAUCAAGUGCGUCUCCAUGGCAUGAUUGGUGGAAACCCGAAACGCCGGCCCCUUGCCUCAGCGAUGUCCUUUGGCCGUCCGCAGGGGCAUUCGCAGCGAUGGCUAUAAUGGGGAGGGUGGACCAGAUGCUAGCUCCAAAAGGUCUGUCCAUGACAAUAGCUCCCUUUGGCGCCGUAUCCGCCGUACUAUUUGCUGCACCUACCUCCCCCGGUGCUCGGAAGUACAACAUGUUUGUGGCACAGAUUGGUUGUGCAUUUAUUGGGGUUCUGGCUUUCUUCAUUUUCGGACCCGGCUGGCUCUCUCGUAGCACGGCUCUCGCAGCAUCAAUCGCAUUCAUGAUCUACACGCGCUCCACUCAUCCUCCAGCUGCAAGCUUGCCAUUACUGUUCAUUGAUGGAGCGAAGCUCCACCACUUGCAUCUUUGGUACGCGUUGUUCCCAGGCGCCACUGGCUGCAUUCUUCUCUGCUUAAUUCAAGAGAUUGUGGCAUACAUGAAGGAGAACUACAAGUUUUGAUGGGAUGUGAUGUGAUGCACCGUACUUUCGUUUGUGUGGAGGGCGUUGUUGAAUUUCCUACGUAAAUGAAGGGCUAUGGUUAUCCAUAGUGUCUCUGUAAGUGGGCCAUUCCCAGGGUAAUCGGUCGUUGUAAAAUCUCUGCCGUUUCUGUCUUCUGCAUGAAAAUAGAUGGGUGAUUCAAUGCUCUCAAACCAUUAGAAAUUAUAAUGCUUAUUGGAUUGUCCAAUCAUGGAUCCGGACCGUCCAAUAGGUCAAAGAUGUAUUUAAUGGGCCACCAGGCAAAAAUCACAUGGAUCAGAUGAUGGUUAAAUAUUUCCUGAUAAAAAUAAUGCUUUAGAAUCAUAAGCAAUCCGUGAUGGGCCCUAACAAAUAAGUGGGUCGAACUGUUGAUUGGACGUUGUUUAAAAAAAAAAAAAAACAAUCAUAACGGUUCUUUCAUAUGUGAUUGGUUGGACGGUUAGAAGUGUUCUGAUUUUUGCAUGGUAGCCGUUGAAUAGUGUGCUGGAGCUAAUGGACAGUCCUGAUUUGUCACUUUAAUUGUCCAAGUAGGGGAACUGUAACUCAAAAUGCUCUGAAAGCCACCCAAUAGAUGAUCUUGUAUGUACGAAAUCCAUAGUAUUUCUAUAUGUGUAGCGUACUUGAUUUAUGAA